AUGGAUAAUGAAUACAGUAUUGAUGAGGAUGAUGAUGAUGAAGUCUUCUUACAUGAGGUUGACAUAGAUGGUGAGUGGGGUAGAGCAAAUGCUGAGCAAUCAGUACCAAAGCCUUCAUUUGUGAAAGACUUUGUAGAUAAUGAAGACAUGUAUGCAAACAGUGAUGAGGAGCAGCACCUUAGGAGAGCACCACAAUCAGAUGAGGAGAGCACUGGUCGUAGAUUCCCAGAGUUUAAUCCUUCUUGUGACAUAGGAACUGUGGAGUUUGAAUCUGAGAAGUAUAGGAUUAGGGCAAUUUGUGUAGCUGAGAACUGUCCUUUUGAGAUUUAUGCAUCCAAGAUGCAACAUGAAGACACACUACAAGUGAAGAGACUAGAUCCCAAACACACUUGUAGCAGGGUAUGGGAAAACAAAAAGGUAAGAUCUUCAUGGUUGGCUCAAACAUUUGUGGAGGAGGUGAAGACAAACCCCACUGUACCAGUGGUGUCCUUGAAGGCAACAAUACAGAGGAAUAUUAACAGUGGAAUAUCACUGUCCAAGGUUAGGAGGGCAAAGAAUAAAGCUUUGAAAAUCCUAGAAGGUUCCAUUAGUGCACAAUAUGCUAGACUCUGGGACUAUGCUACAGAAUUGAGGAACACAAAUCCUGGAACAACAGUGCAAAUCAAAUGUGAUUUCAACGCAUUGUUACAAAUGCCUGUGUUCCAAAGAAUGUACAUUUGCUUGGGUGCCUGUAAGGAGGGAUUCAAGGCUAGAUGCAAACCUGUAAUAGGACUAGAUGGCAUUUGA
Prunus armeniaca (apricot) is the source of this 786-nucleotide messenger RNA. Lineage: Eukaryota; Viridiplantae; Streptophyta; Magnoliopsida; Rosales; Rosaceae. The record is from the annotation of a GenBank genome assembly.